Molecule: messenger RNA, 1182 nt
Organism: Suillus discolor
Lineage: Eukaryota; Fungi; Basidiomycota; Agaricomycetes; Boletales; Suillaceae
Exons: 3
Coding region: 1-1182 (393 amino acids)
Source: RefSeq, a predicted model, not a curated record
AUGGUCGAGCUUGCAAGUGUUGCACACGCGCUUUUGAAUAUUCACGCACUCUCACUCGAAACUGUUCUAUGCUUUGUCAACUUGGCUUCUGCUAUCAAAGACGACAGCAUAUUGGCUCAGCCUGCAACAUAUGAUGUUUCUGCACCCCCAGACUUUCUCCCUCCAAGCGUGAAUCUGUUUUUGGGCUCUGCGUGCACCCUGACAGAAGACUCGGUUCAACUCUGCUGGUCUGUCUUAAAGCACGACAUCUGGCAAGGCAGUUUCAUGUCACAGAACAGCACCAAGACACUCUUCAACAUUGUCACCCCAGGUAGCAAGACAUGUCAGCACCAAGACCACAAGGCUGUUGAGGCAUUGCACGCCUUGCGUGGUCAAUCACAUUUUCAACUUCGCAAACGACUCGAGCGGUCCCGCGCCAUUGUGGAUAAUCCUGCUCGUGCAAUUUCCCGAGGUGCUGAGCAUGUUGAGUUAGAUGGUAAUAUGUCAGAUGAAGGACUGCAGGAAUUUGAGGUGGACAGCAACCAAGAUCACUCACUAGCCCCACUGAAGCCAAAGAAGAAACUACGCACUCAGUUUGGGCGCAAUCGCACGCACUGCGAGGUGUUGAUUGUUGCUCCGUGCGGCAUAAUACAUGAUCGACAAACAUUUUACCGUGCCGAGGGUGUCGGCAGUGUUGCAGCAUUCAUUAAAGAAGCAUUUCCAGAUCGACUAACAAGACCAUCGCACAUCUUUUAUGAUAAUAAUUGCAAUCUCGCUCAGCACGUCAAAGAUGAUCCGUUCUUCAACGAUAUCAGCUUGUCAGUUGACGUUUUUCACUUCAAUUGCAAACACUCUGAAAAGGACAUCUUCUGUCAAGAAAAUUGCAAUCCUAUAGCCUUCCCAGAGCUCACAGUUGAUGAUGGGAAGUGGUACUUCAAUUCAUCUGUAUGCGAGCAGACAAACUCAUGGUUUGGGAAAUUCAACGCAAUCACUCGAGGGAUGAAACCAAUUAAGUUUGACUUCUACCUUGACGAGGUCAUCCUGUGCAGGAACCGCCUUACAUUAGAGAAGUUGAAGAGGGAGCACCAAAGGCCGUCGCAGUGGGAGUCAAUUGGUUCAUCAGAGGGCUCGUUACGACUCGCUAACGAAGACGAUACAUUGGACAAGAUUGUUGCAGUAGCUAAGAGCGCUGGUGAUGUAUGA